AUGAGCUCCGCGAUUGUAGCUCAAGCUCAGUCAUAUCUUUCGGGGAUCCCGUUAGAUGUGAUAUCGCAAGGUGCCGAGGCUGUUGUUUUUUUGACGACGGUGCAUCCAUAUCUUUCAGGGUCCAUGCAUCCUUCAGAUAUACAAAACUCUUCCAAAUACAUCAUCAAGUAUAGGCCGCCAAAAACAUAUAGACACGAGGUCCUGGAUAAACAGCUAACAAAAUCUCGCACAGCUGCAGAAGCAAGGCUUCUUAGCAAGCUGUAUACCCUGGAAAUCCCAGCUCCGAAACUAAUCGCUCUCGAUGCACCACAUGGCAUGAUAUGGAUGGAAUAUCUGGGCUUCGAACUUCCCAACGGACAUAUCAGCUCUUUGAAAAAUUGGCUGUGGUAUUUGGAGAAACAACAGGAGGGCAAUACCACUGCAUCCAUUGCCUUGGCAGACUCUGUCAAGCAAGUACUGAUAUUAGUUGGACAGGCCAUAGCAAAACUCCAUUUGCAGGACAUAGUUCAUGGAGACCUCACAAGCUCCAACAUACUUCUUGAGCAGAAAAAAGAAGGUUUGCAACCUACCCUCAUAGAUUUCGGGCUCUCCUCAUAUUCGCCUUUAGCAGAAGACAAGGCUGUGGACCUUUACGUCUUGGAACGAGCAUUAACUUCUACUCAUCCAGUUUAUUCAAAAACAUACAACAAAUGGCUGCUUCAAGGUUACGAAGAGACAUAUAGCAAGAAAACAAACAACAAGCGCAAGUACACAGAAGUGAGCAAACGCCUUGAGGAUGUUAGAUUAAGAGGACGGAAGAGAUCAAUGCUUGGCUAG
This is a messenger RNA of Ogataea angusta, 816 nucleotides long. RefSeq lists its product as uncharacterized. NCBI's taxonomy places the organism in Eukaryota, Fungi, Ascomycota, Pichiomycetes, Pichiales, Pichiaceae. The transcript has a single exon. The record is from RefSeq and is a predicted model, not a curated record. Gene Ontology annotation, biological process: protein phosphorylation. Bases 1 to 816 code for a protein of 271 amino acids. Gene Ontology annotation, molecular function: ATP binding; protein serine/threonine kinase activity. Gene Ontology annotation, cellular component: cytosol; EKC/KEOPS complex; nucleus.